This is a messenger RNA of Setaria italica (foxtail millet), 2640 nucleotides long. Its product is annotated as serine/arginine repetitive matrix protein 1. The record is from RefSeq and is a predicted model, not a curated record. The transcript has 3 exons. Gene Ontology annotation, biological process: regulation of monopolar cell growth. NCBI's taxonomy places the organism in Eukaryota, Viridiplantae, Streptophyta, Magnoliopsida, Poales, Poaceae. The coding region runs from base 95 to 2335 and encodes 746 amino acids.
GAGCGAGGCACCCAGAGCGCCGCAGCCCGGAGGCGGACGGAGGCACGGAGCAGAGGAGGAGGAGAGGAGACCACAGACCCAAGAGGAGGCGGAGAUGGUGGCGAUGAGCGUGGACGAGGACGAGGAGCGGCGGCUGGACGACCGGCCCAUGCACCAGGGAUGCAUGGCCGGCUUCCUCCACCUCUUCGACCGCCCCCAGAUCCUCUCCGGCCGCCGGCUCCACGGCUCGCCGCGCCGCCUCAUGUCCUCGGGCUCCAGUGGGUCGGCGACGCCGUCGGAGCGGUCGAUGCAGCUGGACCGGGCGACGCCGGCGCCUUCGUCGCCGGACAUGACGCCGCCGGCCGCGCCGAGGCCGUCGCUGCAGCUCCCGCCGCUGGACCUCAAGGACGGCGGCGGCGGCGCCGGUGGGUUGGGUGGGAUCGGCGCCGCGCCGUCGUGGAGGCUGCCGCGGCUCUCGCUCGACAGCCGCGCGGUCGUGGACGCCAGGGGCAAGCUCCGGCCGCGCGAGAUCCGGACCUCGCCCGCCCCCGGCGGCGCGCCCCCGUCCCCGUCCGCGGGGGACGAGCGGCGGUCUCCCAGCGUCGUCGCGCGGCUCAUGGGCCUCGACGCUCUCCCGCACGGCCAGACGGCGGCGGGGGACGGCGCGCAUUCCGGCGCUGCCAGCCCGGCCGCGCUCCGGCGGUCGGCGUCGGAGCGGGUGCCGAGGGACCCGUCGCACUUCCGGUUCGUCGACCCGGCCUUCUUCGAGCGCCCCGCGUCGCCGCUCCCGCCGCUGAUGCAGAGGCCGUCGCCGUCGGCGGCGGCUGCGGCCGCGGAGGCGGCGAUGAUGCGGCGGGCGCCGCCGGAUCCGGCCUGCCCGCGCGCGUUCCAGAGGCGCAGCCGCUUCGACGCCCACGAGGUGUUCCCGGACCCCGCGAGGCGCGCCGACCCGACGGCUGCCGGCGCACACGGCGAGAUCGCGCUCUACGGCGAGAUCGAGCGGCGCCUCCGCAAGCGCGGCAUCGCGGAGCCGGCGCGGGAUCUCGAGACGCUCAAGCAAAUCCUGGAGGCGCUGCAGCUCAAGGGCCUGCUCCACCACGCCCCGCCGCAGCCCGUCCGCACCGCGCCGCCACCGCCCAUCGUCGUCAUGCGCCCGUCCAGUCGCGCGCUGCCGCAGGUGCAGCCGGCGGCACGGUUGACGCCCGCGCGGCGGCUCCGCGUCGACGUCGACCGCGCUCGCCGCCCACGGUCGCCUGAUCCGUCUGCGUCCCCCGCGCGGAGCCCGGCAUCCCCCGCGAGACGCGGCCCGCACUCGCCGCAGCGGCGUGUGUCUCCGGCGCAGUCCCCGAAGCAGCAGCCGCCGCCGCAGCCUUUCAGGAGGCCAAGCGGCUUUGACUCCGCGGGCGCCCGUGCCCGCAUUGCCCGCCGCGCGGCGCAGAACGCCGCGGCGCUCUCUCCCGACGACGAGGCCUCAACCACCUUUUCCGACGGCGGCAGCAGCAGCUCCUUCAGCGCCUCCUCCCGCUGGGACUUGGAGCCGCAGCCGGACACCCGGACGGACCGCGUGCUGGAGCGGUGCGGGAAGCUCCUGAGCAGCAUCCAGGCUUUCACCGGCGGCGACGCGGCGGGGUCCGACCAGCAGCCGAGCCCGGUGUCCGUGCUCGACGCGGCGGCCUUCCUCGCCGACGAGGAGUCGCCGUCGUCGUCGUCGGGGUCGAAACGAGCCAUCGACUUCAGCAGCAGCAGCGUCGGCCGCCCGAAGCCUUCGGCAGCCACGGCGGCGUCCGACCCGGAGGAUGACGAGUGGGCCCUCGCGCCGUGGCCCGCGGUGGGCCCCGAUGCGGGCGGCGACCCGGACUACGCCUACGUGGCGGAGCUGGUCCGGCUGUUCGGUGGCGCCCGCAGGCUGCGGGACCCGGCCGACGUGUACAAGGCCGCGGAGCAGGGGCGCCCCGUCGACACGUGGCACCACCGGAUGCUGCUGUGCGGUGCGGUGGGCGAGGCCCUGGAGCGGCAGCGCGCGGCGUGCCCGUGGGAGCCCGCGGCGUGGCUCCGCGGCGCCGAGCUCGUGGACCACGUCUGGGCCGAGGUCAGGCGCGCCGGCGAGCCCGUGUCGCUGGCCGCCGGGGAAGAGGACAUGAACGACGUCACCUGCAACGCGAUCCGGCGCGACCUUACCGUUGACGGCGGCCGGUGGGCGCCGACGCAGCAGGGGCGGCGGGUGGUCUCGGGAGCGGAGGCAGCGGAGGCCGUGCUGCAGAUCGAGCGGCUGGUGUUCAAGGACCUGGUCGCCGACACGAUCCGCGAGCUCGCCGACGCGGACCGGCCUCUUCCCCGCCGGAAGCUGGUCUUCUGAUCAGGCCAGGUACAACAACGCCGGCAGCGUCACCGGAGGCUGCUAUCAGGCGCCAGAGAAUCGAAAGUGGAAAAAUAAUGGAAUUUAACUCUUAAUUUUCUGUUCCUUGUGUUUCUGUUCCUCCUAUUAGCAUUAGCGAGCCAUGUAAAAUUAUCUAGUUACUGCUAUUUUUACUCCCUACUAGUAGCCCUAGGCCAUGUUGAUUACUGCUAAUCGGUGUGUUUCGAUAGCCACGGAAGUGAGGUUGAUGUAAUGAUGGAGCAGUUUUAAGCACUCCACUGAAUGAAUGAUGCGUUUUCACUCAA